Venturia canescens is the source of this 1123-nucleotide messenger RNA. Its product is annotated as calphotin-like. The coding region runs from base 95 to 1048 and encodes 317 amino acids. NCBI's taxonomy places the organism in Eukaryota, Metazoa, Arthropoda, Insecta, Hymenoptera, Ichneumonidae. The record is from RefSeq and is a predicted model, not a curated record. The transcript has 4 exons.
UUGUAACGUGCCAAACCAUAUAAAUACUCGCCGAAAUCGAGGACUCUUCACUCGUCCUCGACUCGUCGAAGCAAAAACAAUAAGAAACUUAAAAAUGUUCAAGUUUGCCUGCAUCUUUGCCCUGGUGGCUGUCGCUUCGGCUGGUUUUGCACCAGCGGCUCCACUCGUCGCGGCGGCUCCACUCGCCGCGGUUCCAGCGCCCAUCGUAACAGCGCGAAGCAGUCAAGUGAUAGCUAGGAAUUACAACACACUUGCGGCGGCUCCACUCGCUUAUGCAGCUGCACCAGCUCCGCUCGCUUACACGGCACCAGCCGCAGUUGCGGCUGCUCCAGCCCCCCUUGCUUAUGCAGCUCCAGCGGCGGUUGCGGCUGCUCCAGCCCCUCUUGCUUAUGCAGCUCCGGCGGCGUACAGCCCGGCUCUGGCUUACAGCGCCGCUUAUCCUGCUCAUUAUGCUGCGCCUCUGACUUACCCGGCGCCUCUCGUUUGCGAGUGGUGCGCGUGUGAUGAAGAUUCCGCGCACCAACACACUCUCCCUCUUUCCACGUGGUAUAAAAGCGAGAAGUCUUCGAACACUGGCCAUACUUCGUCUCACUAUCCGAUUCGGACUAAACCGUCAAGCAUCAUGGUGUCUUACACUUCGGUCACGCUGGUUGUGUUGGUGGCGUGCUUUGGCAACAGCAUGGCCGGUGUUAUUUCAGCUGCAGUCGCAGCUCCGGCGCCAUUAGUGGCAGCUGCCCCUGCCGCAAUUGCGGCAGCUCCAGUAAUCGCUUACGGGAAGGCGGUUCCUCACAACGUUCCACCCCACGCAUCGAGGAUCGACCUGAGUACGAGGACACUGGCAGCUCCCUUCGUCGCAGCGCCUGCGGUCGCACCGGCUCUUGCGCCUUUAGUCGCCCCGGCAGUUGCGCCUGCAGUUGCGCCGGCAUUCACCCAUGCAGUAGCGCCCGCAGUUGCUCCAGCUUUCGCACCAGCCCACUUUGCUUACAGUCCUUACGCUCUUGCAGGAAACUUUGCCGCUCCGCUCGUACAUCCGACCGUUGUAGGUUGAGGGGUUGACAUUCCACGCUGAAAAAUGACCACGAUUUCCUACAAUUUUUUCAAUAAAAAGACAUUUUCUCAAAUA